CUCUUUUUUUGCCGGACUGACCAAAUUCCACCCUGCGGGGUGCAUUUUUCCUGGUUAGUUAAUGCAUGCCUCAAAAAGCAACACACCAGCGGUUCUCACUUGAUCUUCGCCUGGACCUCGGUGCACCCUAUGGUGUCACGGCGGGCGCCGAGCCAUGGCUGUUCCCCGGACCGUCUUCCUAAACGGUGAGGGGCGUUCGGAUGGAGACGGCGGGUGGCCGGACGGCGCGGCUCCGGCCCAUUCGGCGCCGGUGCGCUCGCGCUCCCUGUGGACGGCGGCCUACGACUACGAGGCCACCGCCGAGGACGAGUUGAGCCUGCGGCGCGGGGACGUGGUCGAGGUCCUCUCCAAAGACGCGGCCGUCUCGGGCGACGAGGGAUGGUGGACGGGCAGGCUCGACCGCCGGGUCGGAAUCUUCCCGUCCAACUACGUGACCUAUCGGCCGGCCGUGUACAGACCGGCGGUGGCGUCGGCGGCGGCCCAGGAUCCCCUGCGCAUCCCCUUCGGCGAGCUCUUCCUGGAGGAGAUUAUCGGCGUGGGCGGCUUCGGGAAGGUGUACCGCGGCACGUGGUGCGAUCAGGUGGUGGCCGUGAAGGCGGCUCGCCAGGACCCGGACGAGGACAUCACGGUCACCGCGCAGAGCGUCAGGCAGGAGGCCAAGCUCUUCUCCAUGCUGCACCACCCCAACAUCAUCCGGCUGGAGGGAGUGUGUCUGGAGGAGCCCAACCUGUGCCUGGUCAUGGAGUACGCUCAGGGUGGCACGCUGAACCGGGCGCUCGCCGGCCGGCGCGUUCCGCCCCACAUCCUGGUCAACUGGGCUGUGCAGAUCGCCAGAGGGAUGCAGUACCUGCACGAGGAGGCUGCCGUACCCAUCAUCCACCGGGAUCUCAAGUCUAGUAACAUUUUAUUACUUGAAAAGAUUGAAAACAACGACAUCGGUAGAAAGACUCUGAAGAUCACGGACUUCGGCUUGGCCCGAGAGUGGCACAAGACGACCAAAAUGAGCGCCGCCGGUACCUACUCGUGGAUGGCUCCUGAGGUCAUCAAGUCCUCCCUGUUCUCCAAAGGCAGUGAUAUAUGGAGUUAUGGGGUCCUGCUGUGGGAGCUGCUGACCGGAGAGGUACCGUACCGCGGUAUCGAUGGUUUGGCCGUCGCGUACGGAGUCGCCGUGAACAAACUGACCCUCCCCAUCCCGUCCACCUGCCCCGAACCCUUCGCCAAGCUCAUGGAAGAAUGCUGGGAGCAGGAUCCCCACGUCCGGCCCAUGUUCGCUGCCAUCCUGGAGCAGCUGACCGCCAUCGAGGAGGCGGUGAUGGCCACCAUGCCACAGGACUCGUUCCACUCCAUGCAGGAGGACUGGAGGGUGGAGAUCCAGGAGAUGUUUGAUGAGCUACGGACAAAAGAGAAGGAGCUGCGUUCGCGCGAGGAGGAGCUGAUGCGGGCGACGCUUCAGCAGAAGUCUCAGGAGGAGCUCCUGAAGCGGAGGGAGCAGCAGCUCGCCGAGAGAGAGAUCAACGUUCUGGAGCGAGAGCUCAACAUCCUCAUCUUCCAGCUCAACAAGGACAAACCCAACGUCAAGAAGAGGAAGGGCAAGUUCAAACGCAGCCGGCUGAAGCUGAAGGACGGGAACCGCAUCAGCCUGCCAUCAGAUUUCCAGCACAAGAUCACGGUUCAGGCUUCACCCUCGGUGGAGAAGAGGCGGAGCCUGAACAGUACCGCUUCUAGUCCCCCGAGCAGCCCCACCCUCGUCCCGCGUCUCCGGGCCAUUCAGUUGACUCUGGACGAGAGCAACAGGACGUGGGGUAAAAGCACCAUAAACAAACCCGAGGAGUUCGAGGACGCCAAGAGGGGCAUUAAGAAGAAAGUUCGUACCUGGGGACCGAGCUCCGUUCAGACCAAGGAGAGAGGGACCUGUGCUGAAAGGGUUCGUCCGCUUUCCGAUGGAAACAAUCCCUGGUCCACCAGUCUGCUGAAGUCUCAGAGAUCCGUACCACUGGCGGCGCUGUUCGCAGAGCAGGGGGGCGCUAAAGAGGAGACGAGCUCCUCCGAUGGUUUAGACAACAAACCAAAGCAACUCAAGUUUCCCAAUCAGAUCUACAUCAGUCUACCUCUGUGGAAGGACGACCAGGGCGAGGGACCCGGGUCGGGCUCGGGUGGCGGCUUGGAGAGCCAGGAGGAAGCGGCUACGUCCGCCGGCUCGACCGGCACCACGCCGCAGCACACGCCCACCAACAGCCUGAAGCGUGCGGCCGGGCGGCGCCGGACGGACGGCGUGCUGUACGGCUGCGCCUCGCUCCUGGCCGCCGUGGCGCUGGGCGUGGACCUGCGGGACGCCUGCAGGGGGGCCGCGCCCGCGGACGAGGGCGAGCCCCGCGAGGACAGGAAGAAGCGCGAAGGCCUGUUUCAGCGCGCCACGCGUUUCCGGCGCAGCACCAGCCCGCCGCGCCGGGACGACAACCUGCUGGCCAUGUCGUCCAUCACCGAGUGUAACUCCACCAAGUGUCUCCUGCAGGCGGACCCCGAGGGCCCGGGGCGCGGCACCGCCAACGGAUUCCAGCAGAUGAACUCAAACGGGCAGGGCGUAGGCAGGACGGACUCUUCGUGCGCCCCCUCCUUGCCCGCCGAGCUUGGCACCGGCCCUGGCACCCGGCUCGGGAAGAAGAAGUCCGGUCCUGCUGUCGGUCAGAACGUCGGCACGAGCGUCUCUGCGCCCGGCGCGGCCCCCGAGGGCCCGACCGCCCCGUCCUCCCGGAGGAAGAAGCCCGACCGAGAGGGCGUCCCGGACGAGCGGGCCCCGCCCGGAUCGGCCCCCGGACCCCGCCCGCUCUCCCUCAGGUCCCGCCCUCACUGCUGGGGGCUCCUGAGAGGCAGGAACAAGAGUUACUCGCUGGGUCACAGCUCCGGGCAGAAGCGCGCCCAGACCCUGGCCAUGGCGCUGUCCUCCGAGCUCGGGGCGGACCGGCCGCUGCUGGACGUGGACACGGAGGGGCAGAAACGGGACUGCACCGUGCCCCUCUGCCGAAUCCAGAGCGCGCCGGGGCGGCCCACGGUGUUCGAGCUGGAGAAGGAGUUCUACUCCUGAACCCCUGAACUCCUGAACUCGGCCUCUUCUUACAGAGAGCCACGCCCGACUUGAAA
This is a messenger RNA of Trichomycterus rosablanca, 3138 nucleotides long. It is a transcript of the gene map3k21, whose product is annotated as mitogen-activated protein kinase kinase kinase 21. Gene Ontology annotation, cellular component: cytoplasm. The transcript has 10 exons. Gene Ontology annotation, biological process: protein phosphorylation; signal transduction. Bases 155 to 3082 code for a protein of 975 amino acids. Lineage: Eukaryota; Metazoa; Chordata; Actinopteri; Siluriformes; Trichomycteridae. Gene Ontology annotation, molecular function: MAP kinase kinase kinase activity; protein binding; ATP binding. The record is from RefSeq and is a predicted model, not a curated record.